AUGUUGGAGGACCUAGUGUCAGAGACUGACAUUGCCAGGGAUGUGGAAAAUAAAGCUGCAGGAAGGGGGAAAAAGAUGGUGACGAAGAAAGUCGCAAAGACGUUGAUAAGGGAUGCCAUCAGUGGCCGAGUGACCAACUGGAUCUCAGGGGUCAAACCUGGAAAUCCAGAGCCGCUGUCAUGUCCAUCCAUUGAUAGCACUUCAACUCGAGCACCUCCGUCAUCAAUUUUCUCAGAGGGCAAUGCUUCCUCCGCACCGACUUCAGCCGCUGAGCUUCCGACUAAGAUUCCUGCAGCUUUGCCUCAAAUUCCGGAUGGUGUCGCAGACGAUACUCUUACUGGCGCGUUUGCAGAUGAUAUCGACGAUUCGUUGGAGCGUGAGGAUGCUCUCUUGGGGAGCAAGAAAAACAAGGGGAAAUCUAAGGUUGUCACGCUAUACGAAGAGGACUAUGAUGUCGAUGAGCCUGAGGCUCCACCAGAGGCAUCAGACGACUCGGAUGAUGAGCUUAUGGCUCUGUCGACACAAGUAUUACCGGAGGAGCAGUACUCACAGGAGCCUAAGGCGCCAUUCACACAGGAAGACAAUCAUAUGUUCUUGAAGCGGAAAGCUAGCACCAUAGACGAUGAGGAGUCUUUGGUGUCCUGGUCCAUGGAGAUUGAUGGCAAUGCGGAACUGGUAGAAGACGCAAUCAUGAGUUCUGAUUCGGAGGCACCGCUCCCUGUCAAAACUAACGCAGCAAAGAAGGAGAAAAUUCUGCGCACAACAUAUUCAACAUCUGUUACUGCAUCUCAGGCUAUAGUCGACAGCAAGCCGCCAGCUCAUAAAAAGGCUAAGGUCAAAUCUUCCGCACUACAUGCCCGUGGUGCUCCUGCUACCACAUGCCAGCAGAAUGCAGAUACUGCACCAGACAACAUCAAAGCACGCAGUGCCUAUCGCACAGUUGACCUACCUCCAGCGAUGCAAAUGGAUCAGCGCUGGGCGAAGAAUUUUAUCCCUACCAUAAUGCUGUGGGCCGGAAGCUAUGAAGAUAUCUGGAGUAUUCCUGACGAGGUCCUUCUCCAUCAUGCGCAGCUUGUUCUUAACGCAGUGUACAACGAUCUCGACAUAGUGGUUGUUCACGGUGGAGUUAUACAUUCACUCACUGCACAGCGCAUUUCAGAGUGGCGCAGCAAUUUUGGCUCCACAGGGCUAGUCAUCAUCAUGGACUUUUUAUCACGAAAUUCUGACGUGAAUCCUGUCAAACUGGCCAAAUCUCUUAAUGUUGAAUGGGCAUUCUUGUUCGAGGACCCGGACAAUCCAUCUCCACUUACUGCAUACCGCUCACCCUUUGUACUGCAGUUAUUUGGCACAGCACACCUCAACGCCAUCACCGGUUAUGUGCAGGUUCCCUCAUUCGACAUGUGCGCACUUGCAACAAGUGGGAUGUUACGGCCUCUUGCUCUUUCUGCUGCAGCGAUUGAGCGCGCUGUCUCCAUGAUCGCAAAUGAAGUACUCGAAGUUCAAAAUGUUCUGUCAUCCGCAUCAAGAGGUCGGGUUAGCAUCAGGCUACCGAAGGUCCUCAACAAAGUUACUGGGAAAAAGACCAACAUUCCGUUUUUAUUUUCGGCAGCUCUCUGGCUUAAACCAACUAAUUCGUACAUCAAAUCUCUGUUAGGCAAGCCUGCUGGGUACCUCGAAACUACAGUACAGAUGGCGUGUACCACCUUGAAUGAUGUCACUGAAACACCGUUGGGCUCGCUGAUCGACGAUGACGAGUCGGAGGAUGACAAGCGUGCUAUGAUUUCACCUGCCAGUGCAUGA
Suillus bovinus is the source of this 1800-nucleotide messenger RNA. RefSeq lists its product as uncharacterized. NCBI's taxonomy places the organism in Eukaryota, Fungi, Basidiomycota, Agaricomycetes, Boletales, Suillaceae. The coding region runs from base 1 to 1800 and encodes 599 amino acids. The record is from RefSeq and is a predicted model, not a curated record. The transcript has 7 exons.